AUGACAAGCACCACCUCGCACAAUGGCAUUGCUCCAACAAACCCCGCCUUGGAAAUAAAUCCCCUCACCCUCUUCUCCAUCGCGCAGAAGGAAAAAAGACCUCUCUACACCUGUGCACCCAUGGUGCGCUACAGCAAACUCGCUUUUCGCGAAACGGUCGCCCAGUAUGGAGUGGAUCUUUGUUGGACCCCGAUGAUUUUGGCAAAAGAAUUUAAUCGCAGUGUUUUUGCACGUGAUUCGGAUUUCACAACCUCCCCCACUUCUGGCCCAACCAUCGCCCAAUUCGGCGUCUGUUCCCCCCUCGAAAUCUCCCGCUCCACCACCCUCCUCGCCCCCUACGUAAACGGCGUAGAUAUAAACUGCGGAUGUCCACAAUCAUGGGCGUGCGCCUGUUCCAUCGGCGCCGCCUUAAUGCACAAGCGAGAACUCGUCGCGGAAAUGGUCAAGGAGGCUAAAAGUGCACUGAAGAGAGAUGGCUUUGAGGGAAAGAAAACCGUCAGUGUGAAGAUUAGGAUUCACCGGGAUUUACGAGACACAAUCGAUUUCAUCAAAACCGUCCAAGACGCCGGCGUAGACUUCAUCACCAUCCACGGCCGCAUGCGCUCAACCCCCUCCUCACACCCCGUGAAUCUCGAAGCCAUAAAACUUCUCACAACCCAUACCACCGUGCCUACCCUCUCCAAUGGUGACAUAUUCACCCUCUCCGACGCCUUCCAUCACACCUCUUACACCGGUGUCGAUGGUGUUAUGUCCGCCCGCGGCCUUCUCGAGAAUCCUGCCCUCUUCGCCGGCUACGCAUCCACCCCCUGGGAAUGCGUCGAUGUUUUUAUGAAUCAGGUGCUCAAACAACCGAUACCGUUUAAACUCGUGGUGCAUCAUUUGAGCGAAAUGUGCGGCACGGAUCGUUCGCAGAAUGGGGGGAAUAAUGGAUUGUUGGGGAAGGAGGAGAGGAUGAGGUUGAUGGAGUGUAGGGAUAUGGUGGAUGUGAUUGAUUUGAUGGAUGAGGUGAGGGGAUUGCGGAGGUUAUAG
Molecule: messenger RNA, 1029 nt
Organism: Botrytis byssoidea
Lineage: Eukaryota; Fungi; Ascomycota; Leotiomycetes; Helotiales; Sclerotiniaceae
Exons: 6
Coding region: 1-1029 (342 amino acids)
Biological process (GO): tRNA processing
Molecular function (GO): flavin adenine dinucleotide binding; tRNA dihydrouridine synthase activity
Source: RefSeq, a predicted model, not a curated record